Molecule: messenger RNA, 1091 nt
Organism: Asparagus officinalis (garden asparagus)
Lineage: Eukaryota; Viridiplantae; Streptophyta; Magnoliopsida; Asparagales; Asparagaceae
Product: agamous-like MADS-box protein AGL9 homolog
Exons: 8
Coding region: 104-835 (243 amino acids)
Biological process (GO): positive regulation of transcription by RNA polymerase II
Cellular component (GO): nucleus
Molecular function (GO): DNA-binding transcription factor activity, RNA polymerase II-specific; RNA polymerase II cis-regulatory region sequence-specific DNA binding; protein dimerization activity
Source: RefSeq, a predicted model, not a curated record
CUUCUCCUUCCUUCUUCCUUCUUCUCUCCUUAAUAAUUUCCCAAACGUCUGAGAUCUCAAAACCCUAGGGGGGGGGGGGAAAAUAGGGGGGAAAAAAAUAAAAAUGGGGAGGGGGAGAGUCGAGCUGAAGAGGAUCGAGAACAAGAUCAACAGGCAAGUGACCUUCGCCAAGAGGAGGAACGGGCUCCUCAAGAAAGCCUACGAGCUCUCCGUUCUCUGCGACGCCGAGGUCGCCCUCGUCGUCUUCUCCACUCGAGGCAAGCUCUACGAGUUCUGCAGCAGCCCCAGCAUGCUGAAAACACUCGACAGAUACCAAAAAUGUAGUUAUGGAGCACCAGAUACCAGUGUACAAAUACGGGAGAAUCAGAUGCUACAAAGUAGCCAUCAAGAGUACUUGAAACUUAAAGCACGAGUUGAGGCUUUACAGAGAUCUCAAAGGAAUCUUCUUGGUGAAGAUCUUGGGCCAUUGAGCAGCAAGGAGCUCGAGCAACUUGAAAAACAACUUGAUUCUUCACUGAAGCAAAUUAGGUCUACACGGACACAAUACAUGCUCGAUCAGCUUGGUGAUCUGCAAAGAAAGGAACAAAUGUUAUGUGAGGCUAAUAGGAGUCUGAGAAAACGGUAUGCGCAGUUGGAAGAAACAAGCCAGGCUAAUCAGCAACAAGUCUGGGAGGCCAAUGCUAAUGCAAUGGGAUACAGCCGGCAGCCGAGCCAACCACAAGGGGAAGAGUUCUUCCAUCCUCUUGAAUGCCAGCCCACUUUGCAAAUUGGGUUUCAACCUGACCAAAUGCCUGGCCCUAGCGCGAGCAGUUUCAUGCCUGGAUGGCUACAAUGAAUAAACUGCUCAAAUUAAUUUCUCUCAUAAUUCGGUGGGAAAUGGAGAGAAGAAAAGGGUGACAAUUUUGAUGCAGUAAUCAUAAUGCAAGUACAAACUUUGCAACUGUAUCCAUUUGUUAUUGUGUUGCCUGUUCAUGUAUGAGUUGUGUAAGUAUUUCCUAUUUUGAUUAUGCCAUAAAGCUAUCAAACGCUGUAUAAUGCAUAAGUUGUAUCCAAGUCUUUUGCUUCUAUUAUUUGCGCCUCUCUUGCUUCUA